Messenger RNA from Actinia tenebrosa (Australian red waratah sea anemone), 1355 nucleotides. RefSeq names its product QRFP-like peptide receptor. Gene Ontology annotation, biological process: G protein-coupled receptor signaling pathway. Lineage: Eukaryota; Metazoa; Cnidaria; Anthozoa; Actiniaria; Actiniidae. Gene Ontology annotation, molecular function: G protein-coupled receptor activity. The record is from RefSeq and is a predicted model, not a curated record. Gene Ontology annotation, cellular component: plasma membrane.
UUUAUUACCGAAUUUCCUUUCCUUUGAGACGAUGGCGUUUUCUUGUUUUCAUUUUCGUGUUGUUUUGCUCGUAUUUUUCGCUUUGCUCGAAGGACAAAGAGGAUCGAAACCAGAAAGAUUCAUAACAAAAACAUCGAAMAAUGAGAGCGUCAGUUAUCAUAUGUUUUCUGCUCCAAGCGUAAAACCCGCCAUCAAAGCUUCUCUAACAACAGUUAAUGGUUUAGUGUUGCUAGGAGCGUUGCUAGGUAACAUACUGGUGAUCCACAUCGUGCGGUCAAAUGUCCGCAUGCGUACUACAACUAAUAUCCUGAUAGUCAAUAUGGCAGUCUCAGAUUUACUGAUCGCUUUGCUUUUCAUUCCAUCUCAGGUGAUCCAACUCUACAUCGGAUACUCGUGGCUCGGAGGAAACUUUGGCCUGAUCACGUGCAAGGUGGUCAUGUCUUCCCGACUGGUGUCUGUCGCCUGCUCAGUUCUCAGCCUUGUUGCCAUAGCGAUAGACAGAUACCAUGCGGUAGUGCGCCCCCUUAAGAGAAGGGCCACUUCUGAUAAGACCAAAUAUAUCAUCUUUGCCAUAUGGAUUCUGUCUAUUUCUGUGUGCAUCCCUCCGAUGAAGUCCUACAAAUUGAUCACACUGGACAGCGGAGCUUCGUUUUGUGUCGUCGUCAUGGCAACAGGCUUCAGCAAGCUCUAUAUCCUCGUUGGCUUCGUCGUGACGUUCAUUAUUCCAUUAUUAAUCAUGAGCACCCUUUACGCCAUCAUUGGACGAAAUUUGUACAUGCGUCGUGUCCCAGGAAAUCCACUCGAGGURUCUCAAGCGCAYGCGCUCAAGACAUCACGUCAUGUGACCAAGAUGAUGAUCACCGUGGUGAUAUCCUUUGCACUUUGCAUGCUGCCAAUCCAGAUUUACCUGUUGGUCCGGUUUUUCCACCCAGAUAGCUUGACAGCGGAGGAAAAGUUUUGGGGAAUAUCGAUAACCGCGCUUAUAAACAAURUAAACUGCUUCAUAAAUCCCUGUAUUUACGCGACUUUUAACGAAAAAUUCCGUCUUGGAUUCAAAAAAGCAUUGCUGUGCUGUAGUUCAAAGCAAGAUCAUAACGAGCAAUCCCACACGUCUUGGGAUUGCAAUGUGGUACUUCAAGGCCAAGGUUCUAGCGAAAACCAGGCGAAUAAUCAAGCUGUGAGAGGAAAAGGMCAGAAAAGCAACUGGUUUAGAAAACACCUUCACGAACCGGUGACCCUAAUCUCAAUAAACCAAAUUCAAAAUAUUUAAAACUUUAUCUUUAGGUUUUUAAGUUAAAAAUAGAAUUUUAUAUUCAUCCUAAGAGACAUUUUGAAAGUUUUAAUUGAUAAUGAGC